Engraulis encrasicolus (European anchovy) is the source of this 8457-nucleotide messenger RNA. It is a transcript of the gene setd1a, whose product is annotated as SET domain containing 1A, histone lysine methyltransferase. Gene Ontology annotation, cellular component: Set1C/COMPASS complex. Gene Ontology annotation, molecular function: protein binding; RNA binding; histone H3K4 methyltransferase activity. Bases 264 to 7631 code for a protein of 2455 amino acids. The record is from RefSeq and is a predicted model, not a curated record. The transcript is spliced from 21 exons. Lineage: Eukaryota; Metazoa; Chordata; Actinopteri; Clupeiformes; Engraulidae.
GCCGCGCACUGUAUUAUUUUGAUUUUGAGGGAAAACAUUGCUUUUGCGUGAAAGUUAACCACAACAAAUGCUUUUGAACAGCACCGGAAUGAUAGCGACACCUUUGUAUGGGGGUCUUGUGGCCUCUUGACCAGAUUCAAAGUCGCAGUUUUAUAAAGGACUUUCUGUUUUUCCCGUUCUGUGAAGGCCUACACUAGCGGCGGGUUGGUAGUUCGGAGAGGCGGUCAACUGACUUGCACGGAGCGGUGUUGUUUGUAAAUAGCAUGGAUCCAGACAGUGGGGCAGACUCACAACGCGCUCUCAGUCUGCAGUGGAAGAGCUACAAGCUUCUUCAGGACCCGGCCAUAAGAAGGGUUGCCCAGAAAAUCUACAGAUACGAUGGAAUUCACUUCAGUGUUCCAGAUUCAGGUUUCCCGCCAGUUGGGGACUUGCGCGACCCCCGGCCUCGGCGAAUAUGGUCCAGACACACAGACAUGGUGCUGCCCUUGCCCAAAUUUAAGCUUGACGAGUACUACGUAGGGCCCAUCCCGCUGAAGGAGGUCACCUUCGCUCACCUCAACGACAACAUCAAGGAGCCGUUUCUGGCCGAGAUGUGCGCCAAGUUUGGGGAGGUGGAGGAGAUGGAGAUCCUGUUCCACCCCAAGACCAGGAAGCACCUGGGGCUGGCGCGCGUGCUCUUCACCAACACCAGGGGGGCCAAGGACACUGUCAAGCACCUGCACAACACCUCCAUCAUGGGCAACAUCGUUCACGUCCAGCUGGACAUCAAAGGCCAGCAGAGGAUGAAGUACUACGACCUGAUUGUGAACGGCUCCUACACCCCGCAGACGGUCCCCACCGGCGGCAAGGCCCUGACAGAGAGGUUCCAGCCUCCCGCCCCUACACAGCCAGACACGUCCUCUGAUAUUAGGCGGCGACUUUCAACAGAGCAGGUGACGAUGCCCUCGGCCAUGCCCACACACACCACUGGCAGCACCACGCCGUGUUCGGCGGACACAGGCUUCGGCGACCAGCGUCUGGACAACACCCCAUCCUCCUUAGGGGGGCCCUACACCCCCGGCUCUACCUCCUCUCAGGGAGGGGGCACUCCCUACACCCCUCGCUCUGGCACCCCCUUCUCCCAGGACUCUGGCUACAGUGUUGCAAGACAUGGUUACAGUGGCGGGCCCAUGGGGAGCGGCUACCCUCCCCAGGACAUGCUCCCCUCCUCCUCCUGCUCCUCCUCCGCCGUCUCCUCGUCCUCAUCGCUGGGCGGCUACAAGGGCUCCGGGCGCUACCACGAGGACCCCCUCAUGCCGCCCCAGGAGCCGCCCAUGUUCCACAGAGGGGGUCCCGCACCCGCCCCCGGCCCCGGUGGCUACCCGCCUCGCGCAGCUCCCUUCCGGCCCAACGAGCCGCCGCCGGGCUACCCACCCUUCGCCAACGCCCCUCCGCUCCACCACAUGCCCCCGCUCCACCCGCCCAUGCCCCCGCCCUCCCAGGUGCCCCAGUACGAACAGCCGCCCCCCGCCAUGGAGCAGCGGAGCGAGCGGGGCGAGAGGGACCGAGACAGGGGCCCUGGGCGGGACAGGGACCGCGACAGGGACAGAGAUCGAGACAGGGCGGACUCGGGCGGGCGUUACGGUGGCGUGAACUCUCGCCGCGGAUCCUACCCACAGCAGGAGGCGAACGCCUCUUCCUCCACCUCCUCCUCCUCCUCCUCAUCGGCCAAAUCCUCCUCCUAUCAUUCCCACCACUCGCACCACGGUCAUCACGGGGACCGGCGGGGCAGCGAGGACCGCGAGCGGGGGGAGAGGGGCUACCGGCGAGACAGCACGGGCUCCCGCUCAGGAGACCACGGCGGCGGCCACCAGAGGCACCGCAACCACCACCACUCCCACAACCACCACGGGGCCAGCCGGCGGAGAGACAGCCGCGACCGGGAGCGGGACUGGGAGAGAGACGGGCGCAACAGCAGCGGCAACGAUGGGCCCGACUAUUCGGGCAGCGCCGACCCGCGCUACGCCCACCCCAACUCCUCAUCCUCAGGCCACAACCGCUCCUCCAACAGCCUGUCGCCUCCUUACUCCUCCUCUUCCUCCUCCUCAUCUUCCGCCUCGAAAGACCCCCACCAGGAGCCAGCCAGCUCUUCGCGUCUAGACACGCCCUCCUCUCGGCAAGGCUCUCUGGACUCAGACUUCCGCACGCUGCCGCCCCACCACCACGCCCCCCUGCCCCCUCCCCUGCCGCCCCCUCCCCCUCCUCUCCCUCCCGCCUCCGUCAUCGCCGCCGCCGUGGCCGAGACGCUGAGCGCGCUGGACUUUGGCCAGGACAGCCCGGCGCGCGAGGAGCCGGCGUGGACCAAACCCAAACGCCGUCCCAGCACGCCGCCCGGCCCCCCGCGCGCCUCCACCCCCCCCCCCCCUUCCUCCUCCUCCUCCCCGCUCCUCCACCCGGCGGCCGUGGCCUCCUCCUCCUCCAGCUCGCCCUCCUCCACCUCCCUGCCGCACCUCCUGGCCUCCGCUGCUGCCGCCGCCUCCUCCUCCUCGGCUUCCCACUCGCCCUCCCUCUCCCUGCCCCAGAGGGACUCCUCGUCCCCGGAGCCCGACUCCACCAACGAGAGCCUGCCCUUCAUGCACCACAGCAGCAGCUUGGACUCGCGUAUCGAGAUGCUCCUCAAGGAGCAGAAGGCCAAGUUCUCCUUCCUGGCCUCCGACGAGGAGGAGGAGGAAGGGGAGGAGCGGCCCAAAGCAGCAGCAUCAUCAUCGUCAUCAUCAUCAGCAGCAGCAGGUAGGGCUGGGACAAGUCAGCAGGACACAGCAGAACACACCACCACUCCCGGCACCGGGAAGACCGCCGCAGAGGAGAGCCGGAACAGGAAAUCUCGCGAGAGUGCCGGAGAGAGAGAGCGCCACAUGAGGAGAGGUGGUGGAGGAGGAGAGGUAGAGGAGACGAGAGAAGGACGGAGGAAAGGAGAGAGGGAUAGAGAACGAGAGCGAGACAGAGAUGUCCGUCGGCACCGCGGUCAUCAGCACCACAAGCAGCAGCAGCAGGUGCUUGAGGAGGCGCAGCAGGAGGUGCGCACCAGGAGCCCCACGGUCAUCGCCCCCGCCACCCCCUCCAUGGCCUCCAGCACCCCCAGCACCGGGGCCACGGACUCCCCUCAGGUGCAGAGCGGCGUCUCCAGUGCCUACGGACAGGAGGAGCCUGCCGACAGCCAGAAGAAAGGAGCACACACGCCACCCACAUACAACGGCCAACCACAGGCGUCUCCUCACUCGUCAGGAGAGGACAUGGAGAUCUCGGAUGAGGAGGAGGUUGAGACGGCCAUCUCCACGGCACCGGCCCUGUCCUCCUCCUCCUCCCCCACCACCUCCUCCCAGUCGGCCCUCCCUCUCCAGUCGCAGACGGAGCCCUCUUCCUCCUCCACCCCUCCCGUCUCCGACUCCACCACCACUCCGCACUUCAACUCCUCCAUCCCGCCUCCGCCCAUCCCCUCCUACCCGCCCCACCUUCCCCCUCCCCCGCCCCCAGGCUUCUCCCUGCAGCCCCCUCCUCCCCCCGGCAUCCAGCCCCCCCUGCCCCACAUGGAGCUGCACCCCGAGUACCCCCCUCCGCUGCCGCACCACAUGCCCUACGACUACGCCUCCUCCAUGGAGCUGAUGAGCCAGUACAGCGGCGGCGCCCCCAUGUCCUUCCAGAUGCAGACGCAGAUGCUGAGCCGGCUGCACCAGAUGAGGACCGCCUCCUCCAACGGCACCUCGGCCCCGCCCCCGCCUCCAGGCGAGACCGCCCCUCCCCCGGGCACCUCGUACCACCUGUCCAGCAUGCCCCCUCUCCCUCUCUCUCUCCCCUACCUCCACCAAGACGGCAACACGGCCGCCCACUACGACCAGGACCACCGCUACAUGCCCCCGCCCAUGCCCCCCUACGCCUCCCCGCCGGACCCCCACACCGUGCCCCCGCCCCCGCACCACACGCUGCCCCCUCCGCCCACCGCCUGGCCCCCCGACCUGCUGCCCCAGCACUACCCGGCGCACUACCCGCCGCCCGGCUUCGGGACGCUGAGCGGGGCGGCGGAGGGCGAGCAGCAGCAGCAGCAGCAGCAGCAGCAGCAGUACGUGGCGGCCCCUGGAGACCCGCAGGCCCAGGUCCCCAUGAUGACACACAGCCCCCACGAGGCCACCGUGCAGCUGGUCAUGGCCACCCUCAUCGAGGAGAUGAAGAACAUCAUGCAGCGCGACCUCAAGAGGAAGAUGGUGGAGAACAUCGCCUUCGGGACCUUCGACGAGUGGUGGGAGCGUAAGGAGAGGAAGGCCAAGCCGUUCCAGACUCCUCUGCGAGGGCUGGCGGUGCGCGAGGAGGAGAAGAAGGAGGAGAAGGCCAGCAGCAGACCUCCUCAGCAGCCCCUCAUGUCCCUGGUGGACUGGGCCAAGAGCGGCGGCAUGGAGGGCUUCUCCCUGCGGGGGGCGCUACGACUGCCUUCCUUCAAGGUAAAAAGGAAAGAACCGCAGGAGCUAAGUGAUGGCGGCGAGAUGAAGAUCAAGCGACCCUCAACACCUCCUGAUGAGGAAGAUGAAGACUCCUACCAGGGCAAGGUGGCGGACGGAGCGGGUGGGCGAGCGGACGGCGAGGGCCGCGGCUCAGAGCGCGACAGCAGCAGCCGGAGGAGGAAGAAGAGGACGAAAGGCAGAAAGGGCUUCGACCUGGACAGCGAAGGGGAGGAGACCUCCGAAGCAUCCUCCUCCUCAGACAAGGACGACGAGGACGACAGUGACAAAGAGGAUGAGUCAGAAGAUGAUGCGGUCAGCGUGGACAGCGAUGACGAGAGUCUGUCGUCCUCCUCCGGGAGCUCCUCUUCCUCGUCGCUAUCUUCAUCGUCCUCCUCUGAGGAUGAAGAUGAGGAGGAAGAGGAGGAAGGGGUGAGGGCCGAAGUGGAGAGUGAAGGCCCAGACACCAUGGACGAGUCCACCAUGGACAGCAUGGCUGUGGACUCCGAGAAGGAGAAUGAGAGCGACCGAGCACUUGUCAACCAAUCCACUGCAACUGCAGCUGCUGCUGCUCCUGAGGUCAAACCAGAAAUCACUCCGUUACCAAAGGACCAGCGGCCCCCAUCUCCGCCUAUGCCCCCUCCCCGAUCCUCUUCCCCCGUUGUCCUUCUCCCGCCGCUCAAGAAGCGCAGGAAGGUCUCCUUCUCCACGGAGGACUCAGAUUUCCGGCCCCCCAGCGGUCCCUUCUCCCCUCCCCCAACCUCAGCCGCGGGCCCUCAGACUGCUGCAACACCCACCGUCCCACCAGUCAAAGCACAAGGCCCCGAGUCCCCAACCCCCGCCUCCCCCGUCACCCCCACCACACCCACAGCGUCCCCCGUCGCACCCUCUACGAACAAAACCCCCAUGCUCCUGCCCUUCGCAUCUCGCCCAGGCGAGGGUAGCGCCCUGUCCCCGUCCCCAGCGCCCUCCCCGAGCCCGACCGCUACGACCGUCCUCACCGUGCCCCCGCCGGUGCGUGCACUACGGCCCGAAGAGCCCAAAAAGGGCGCCACUCCUGCCGUCACCCCCCAGCCCCCUCCUGCCAAGCAGCGGCGUGGCGCGGCAGCCAAAGACGUCCCCAAGCCGGCGCCCAUAUGUCGCACGGUCCAGAACCUCCCCCUGGACCACGCCUCCAUGGUGCGGAUGGCCUACGAGGAGCCGCCCAGCCCGGGCACCAAGGGCCGUGGCCGCGGCAGGAACCGCACGUCCAGCUUCUCGGCGCCGUCGCCCGCUCACCCGUCCCUGCCCGAGGAAGAGGAGGACGAGUACGAGCUGGAGGAGCGGGAGCGCGAGCAGAGGCUGAGGCUGCGGGAACAGCUCGGGGUGUCCAGCCUCCUGCAGCUGGCCUCCUCCACCGGCGGCGCCCCCACGCCCGACCUGUCGGUGCUGGCCGACGUGGCCCUCACCCUGGAGCCCGAGGACCUCGGCGACUCGGAGGAGACGGAGACGUCAGACGAGGCCGAGGAGCACAAGCUGGAGGAGGACGACUUCCUCUUCUCCCCGAGACGGACGCCCGCCGCACCCCUCCUCCAGCCGCCCAUGCACCCCGAAGGCCUGCUGGUGCUGACCGAGCACAACUACUUCAAGCCCCCGGCCCCGCUACCCACGCCGUCGCCCACCGCGGCCCAGAGGAGAGGCUCCGCGCUGGGCAAGCACCAGGAGCCCACCCUGCUGCUGCUGGAGGCCCCCGAGGAGGUGAUCGGGGAGGCCGCCGACCCUUACGGACAGCAUUUGGACGCCGCCGAGCUGACGCCCACCAGAACGCCGCCAGGGCCCAAACGCAAGGGAGCAGCGGCCGCAGCGGCACGGGAAGCUGCAGCAGCAGCAGCAGCAGCGCGGGAAGCAGAGCUGGAGGCAGCGGCAGGAAAGAACAAGAAGAGGAGAAGAAAAGACUCGGAGGUGUCGCUGGAGCUCACGCCGGCCAAGAAGCAGAAGGAGAAGGAAACCAAAAAGCAGAAGAAGAGGAAGCUGGAGGAUGUGGAGCCAGAGGAGGAUGUGGACGUGGAGCAGCUGGAGUCUGGCGAGCUGUCCGACUCUGACGAGCUGUCCGACUCCGAUGAGGAGCUGUUUGGCCGCUCCGCUCUGGACGCGCAGCAGGAGGACGUGCGGAAGAGUGAGCGGCUCUUCCUGCAGGAGGCCGGCCUGACGCCCACGUCGCAGCGCCGCUCCAAACAGCAGCGUGCGCCGCGCUCGCCCUCGCCCUCGCCGCCCCCUCCCCCGCCGCCCAAGUACGACCUGCGCAGCGAGUUCGAGCAGAUGACCAUCCUGUACGACAUCUGGAACUCGGGGCUGGAUGGGGAGGACAUGCGGCUGCUGUGCAGCACCUACGAGAAGCUGCUGACCACCAACGAGCAGAGUGCAGACUGGCUCAACGACACACACUGGGUCCCCCACACUGUGACCAACCUGCCGAACCCGCGGCGCCGGAAGAAGGCGGUGGACACGCAGCUGCGGGAGCACGUGACGGGCAGUGCCAGGAGCGAGGGCUACUACGCCAUCAGCCGCAAGGAGAAGGACGUCUACCUGGACCUCGACCUGCCCGAGACCGCGCACGAGAACCUCGACUACGACAUAGCGGGAUCCAACCGCCUGCUGUCGGAGAGGCGAUCAGAGCAACGGCGCCUGCUAAGUGCCAUCGGAACGCAGGCCGUCAUGGACUCAGACCUGCUCAAGCUCAACCAGCUCAAGUUCCGGAAAAAGAAGUUGCGUUUUGGACGCAGUCGUAUCCACGAAUGGGGUCUGUUUGCCAUGGAGCCCAUUGCGGCGGACGAGAUGGUCAUCGAAUACGUCGGCCAGAACAUCAGACAGAUGGUGGCUGAUCACCGUGAGAAGAAGUACGCACAGGAAGGCAUCGGUAGCAGCUACCUGUUUAGGGUCGACCACGACACCAUCAUCGACGCCACCAAGUGCGGAAACCUGGCUCGCUUCAUCAACCACUGCUGCACGCCCAACUGUUACGCCAAGGUGAUCACCAUCGAGUCCCAGAAGAAGAUUGUCAUCUACUCCAAGCAGCCCAUCGGCAUCAACGAGGAGAUCACCUACGACUACAAGUUCCCCAUCGAGGAGAACAAGAUCCCCUGUCUGUGUGGCACCGAGAACUGCAGAGGAACCCUCAACUAAGGGGGAGAGGGGAGGCCACAGGGACGGGGGUGGAGACGGACACAAGUGUUACCGCAGUCAUACGCACACACAUACUCUCUUGCUCACACACACACACACACACACACACACACACUCAGACCAGAUACCCAUCUUCCCUUCCCCUGCCUGGUUAGCACUGCCUCGCAGCAUUGAGAUCACGCCCCCCACCCUCCACCCCUUCCAACUUUCCAACUCGCACAUCCACCGUAAAGGAAACGAUCUCAAAAACAGGGAAAAAAUGAAACUGUGCUUCUCAUAUUCUCUGGCCUCAGGCUACUCAGCUGCUGGUAGAACUCUGACCGAGCUGCAGACCUCGUGCCCUUCCUCAAGGCAAAGCCACACGCCUACUACAGCUACAGCCCCCAUGGCAGUUACAGUGUCGGCCUCCGCUUACGUAAUGGAAGCUGAAGUGGUCAACGCACGCAAUCACCCACUCGGACUGACUAGUGACGUGUGUGUUUGUGCGUUCAUGCGUGUCGGUGUGUGUGUGCGUUCGUGUGUAUGUGUGUGUGUGUGUGUGUGUACAAGCAACACCCGACCCAAGAAGGGGCCUCUUGCGCAGUUCAUUUUUUGAGAGGGGCUCGGCUCAGCUCGGCUCGGCUCUGUGUGGUCUUCUCUUCCAAAGGGUCCCGUGAUACCAGAGAGCUGACUUUUGCUCAACAAGAAUUUCAUCCCAGUCCGGCUUCUACAGUUUCUUCUCUUCUUGCUGCAGUAUUGGAUGUGUGUGUGUGUGUGUGUGUGUGUGUGUGUGUGUGUGUGUGUGUGUGUGUGUGUGUGUGUGUGUGUGUGUGUGUGUGUGUGUGUG